This is a messenger RNA of Odocoileus virginianus texanus, 835 nucleotides long. RefSeq names its product glutamate rich 2 (gene ERICH2). NCBI's taxonomy places the organism in Eukaryota, Metazoa, Chordata, Mammalia, Artiodactyla, Cervidae. The record is from RefSeq and is a predicted model, not a curated record.
ACGCGACGUCUACUGUUCCACGCUCCCAACACCGAGCAGACCAGGAGCUGGGCUAGCUUUCUGUGUCAACCUUUCCGAUGCUCAGCGUGAGAGGGCCACAGAAGGGAAUCAUCUAGACAGGACAGAUGCUGUAUAGAAAAAGUGAUGAUUGAACCAAAUGAAGGAAUGUCAGAGAAGGAAGUCUCUUCAAAAAAUAUUGAAAAUAAAAUCUCUUCAAAUACUAAAAAUAGAAUAUCUUCAAAGAGUAUUUCAAACAAAGAAAUAGAAACAAAUCUACAAUCUAAGCUAUGGUCAUCUUUCUUCUUAAAAGAAAGCACAGGUGAAAUGAGCAAAAAUGUACUCAUUGCAGAGCAGGAGAAAAAUAAUGAACAUUGCCCUGAGGAUAUCGAUGAUAAGUUGUCUGAAUCAACAGAUGAUGAUGGUGAGGAUACCAGUGAUGAAGAUAAGGAGGAAGACAGCAACCCUAAUAAGGAUACUCAUGCCCCAUUAGAGUUAAUGACAGAAUUCCUGAGAGCAGAAAUGGGCCAUGACUACCAUCUGGCAAAAAAAUUAUGUCAGAUGAUCCUAAUCUAUGAACCAGAAAAUCCUGAGGCCAAGGAGUUUUUCUCACUGAUUGAAGAAAUGCUGCUGCUGGAGAAAGCACAAAAUCUUGAGGAAGAUGAUGACGAGAGUGAAGACGACAAUAGUGAGAGUGAAGGAGGGAGCACUGAGGAUCCAAGUGAAGAAAGCUCUGAUGAGUGUGAAGAUGGGUGACGAUAGUUGCUGCUAUAGUUUAAUCUUCAUGUAUGUUCAUUACUGUAUACUGUGGAAAUAUAAAGAAGAGAGCUGCAUUUCA